AUGGUUGAAAGUCCUUCUAAAUGCAAAUUCACAUUCAUCUUCUUCAUCAUCGUUUCCCUCUCUCUUGGCUUAGUUUCCUUCUCCUUGUGCAUAGUCUCUGAAAUUAAGAGGAACAAGAAGGAGGAUCUCAGAUGGAAUGGGAAACUAUGUCAUUUACCAUCAAGUCCAGCAUUUGGAUUGGGUAUCGCAUCAUUGGUUUGUUUGGCUUUGGCCCAGAGCAUUGGGAAUUCUAUAUUAUUCAAGGAUUGUUGUUCAGGAGGGAAAAGAAACGCACGGUUUAAGAUACCUAUCGUUGUAAGGAUUUUGCUUUCGAUCUCUUGGGUUGGCUUUGGAAUUGCAGUUAUUUUAUUAAUUGCUGCCACAAGCAUGAGCAAAAGGCAGCCGUAUGGGGAGGGGUGGUUGAAUAGUGAAUGCUAUCUUGUAAAAAAGGGGAUUUACGCUGGUUCAGCCAUGUUGAUUUUAGUUACAGUAGGUACAUUAAUUGGUUCAGCUUUGUUAACAAUGAAGAACAAUAAGGCAGAUCAGGGUCACAAGAUACACGCACAAACGGGGUGA
This is a messenger RNA of Sphenostylis stenocarpa, 555 nucleotides long. The record is from the annotation of a GenBank genome assembly. NCBI's taxonomy places the organism in Eukaryota, Viridiplantae, Streptophyta, Magnoliopsida, Fabales, Fabaceae.